CAACUUCAUGUCAUAAAGUCAUUUAUUGUCUUUAGUUUUAUUUUGCACUAGAUCGAAAAUACACCUAAUUGGAAGAACUUCUGACAAUUUUUCACAGCAAAAAACUUUUGAACAAAUUCCAACGAAAAAAAAGGAAUUCAUAAAGCAGAGAUACAAAAAAACUAUUGUGAACUAUUGAACACUGAAGAACAAUCAGGCAUAAACAUGAACGGAUUUUUCACCGAAGAAGGCAUUGCAAUUAAGACCAUUUACAUACCAAACUUAACAAUCAGUGUUUCCAAAGAAAUACUGUGCAGAUAUUUUUCGCAAUUUGGGGCCGUUUACCAUGCAAAAGUCAUGUCCGAACCAUUGAAAUUUUAUGAUCUUAUGAAAAAUUUAGAUGCGGGUCGACCCAGUACCUCUGCUGUAAAUCAUCUUCCACCGGACAAAUACUAUGCAUACGUGACAUUCGUAAAUGAACUUGGAGCGGCAGAUGCAUUACGUAGAUAUCCGCACCAUAUUGAAGGUGUUGAAAUUGAGGUGGAACAAGCAUUUACUUGGAAUCAACCACAAAAAGACGUGGAACAAUAUUUAGCUGCCAAUGCACAGCCGUCAUCAUCGAAAAAGGAGAGCAUGUAUGAACAAAUGUGUACAGCUUUAGAUGAUGAUUGUAUUCAUGAAAUUCUUGGCUAUUUGAAUGUGUUCGAAUUGGAAGAAAUGUCAAAGUAUAACCAACGACUUCAUGGUCUUGCCAAACAAAUAAAUGUAUUGAACAUAUGUCGUUCAUCGGUCGACAAAAUAAUCACACUGAUGCAAUUGCGUGGCAUUUUGAAACUUCGUGGUUUUGGUCAUUCGGUUAAAGAUUUAACGAUAUCGAAAAAAUCUUUCAAUGCACUUUCCCAACGGUAUAUAUGUUCAAGAUUAUUCCAAUACAUUGGUCCACAAAUUCGAAAACUGACGCUAAUGUCGUUUGGUGUGACCACCGCACAAUUUGAACAAAUGAAGCCAUUACUCCGUUGUCUCGACUAUCUCGACAUCGAUUUGGAAAUGAAUUUCAAUUAUGCUUGUUUCAAAUCGAUUUGGCUAGUAUUGGAAGAGUUACGAAUUCGAUCAAAUGGAAAUAUAGACAUAAGUAGUGGCGAACUACCGAAUGCUCUGAAGGUUCCUGAAUUUCAUAAAUUGAAAAAAUUAUUGAUUGAAACAAGUUAUCGUUUGCAUGCAAAUCUCUUUAAAAAUUGGCAUAACAUAUGCCCCACACUAACUCAAAUAAUUAUUCUCAAUGAAGAUGAUUAUUACAGCCAACGGUCACAGAUGGCACAAAAUACCACCGAUUUGGCAAAUAUAUCGCAAUUCACCGAAUUAAAAAAACUGCAUUUAUCAUUUAGUCGAACAUAUUUCAUCGUGAAACUCAUUGAUGAGAUCAGCAAAAUUGAAAAAUUGGAACACUUUACAUUGGACAUUGUUCAUCCACAUGAUCGACCGAGAGAGGAUCAUAUCUUUGCUGAAUUCAAUCAUAACUUACAUUAUCUUGGUGUAAAGUUGCCAGAAUUAAGGGAGAUUCGUUUCUCGUCUAUACCGUUAGACGUGAACAGAGUCAUUGACCUAAUCAAACACGCACCAAGGCUUGAGAAACUUACUAUUUUCGAAGGUUGCUUUACUUUUGAUGUAGACUUCAUUCGGAAUAUUGUUAAAACACGCAGAACUGUCUUUGAAAAUCGACCACUAAUUCAAUUGAAACUUACUGUCGCUGAAUUUAACGAUGAGGCUAUUCUAAACGCCCUAAUGGAAGAAGAAGUUAUGCGAUAUUUAACCGUAGUUCGUGCCAGCAAAAAUGUUAUAAACAAAGAUUACACUCACAAGGAAGACACUGGUGUUCGAGCAUUGGUGCGAAAUGCACACUAUAGACGCAUACGUUUCGGUAAUGACCCACGUGAACGUGACCCAUUUCGUCUCCGAAAUCGACUUUUCCUAUUUCGACCAUGAAAAGAGAUUUUGGCGGAAAUUUCUGGUUUUAAGAAUGUCAACCUGAAGACGAUGAAAUGAUAAGAGACAAUAUUGGUCCAAUUUUACAAAACCUUUUCACAAAAAAAAAAAAAUUCAACAACAUUACCCAAACGAUCUCCGUGCAAAUUCAAUAAGAUUUUUUUUCCUACGUAAACAUAUAAGUAAUUUAAACAUUUAGAUAAAGAAAAACAUUUAUAUUUCAAAUUGAAUUCGUUAAAACACAAAGCAAUUUUGAAUUGGAUUGAACCACAA
This is a messenger RNA of Contarinia nasturtii (swede midge), 2235 nucleotides long. RefSeq lists its product as uncharacterized. Gene Ontology annotation, molecular function: RNA binding. NCBI's taxonomy places the organism in Eukaryota, Metazoa, Arthropoda, Insecta, Diptera, Cecidomyiidae. The transcript has 6 exons. The coding region runs from base 205 to 1962 and encodes 585 amino acids. The record is from RefSeq and is a predicted model, not a curated record.